AUGAGCCGUAUAGCACUCCCCCUAGCGCCCCCAGCCAAGUCCCCCCUGGCUCGAUACCGCCUCCUCUCGCCCUCUGCUUCCGUUCGUGUCAGCCCCGUUUGCCUCGGGGCCAUGAACUUUGGGGACGCCUGGAUCGACUAUUUGGGACAGUGUGAUCAGGCUACCGCCGAAGGAAUCCUCGACUUUUUCUACGAGCAGGGAGGCAACUUCAUCGACACGGCCAAUAACUACCAAUUCGGAGAGUCGGAGAAAUGGCUCGGUCAGUGGAUGAAGAAGCGUGGCAACCGUGAUCAGAUGGUCAUCGCUACCAAGUUCACCACCAACUUCACGGCCGGCCCUGACCAACCCAGCGUCAUGGCAAACUAUACCGGAAACGGCACCAAGAGCUUGUUCACGUCGGUGAAUGCGAGCCUCGAGAAGCUGCAGACCGAUUACAUCGACUUGCUCUAUGUCCACUGGUGGGACUACAGCACCUCCAUCGCCGAGAUGAUGCAGUCACUCAAUCAGCUCGUUUGCAGCGGAAAAGUACUCUACUUGGGCAUCAGCGACACCCCUGCCUGGGUCGUCAGCAAAGCAAACGAGUACGCUCGCAACCAUGGCCUUCGUCAGUUCUGCGUCUAUCAGGGGCGUUGGUCUGCCGCUUCUCGAGACUUUGAGCGUGACAUCAUCCCCAUGUGUAAGUCGGAGGGCAUGGGCAUCUGCCCCUGGGGUGCUCUCGGCGGAGGCAAAUUCAAAACGGAGCAGCAGCGGCAAUCCAAGGAAGGCCGCCAGACGGAUUACGCCGAGACGGACAUCAAGGCCAGCGCCGCUCUCGAGGCCAUCGCCAGACGCAAGAACACGGCCAUCACUAGUAUCGCACUCGCCUAUGUCAUGCACAAGACGCCUUAUGUUUUCCCCAUCGUCGGCGGUCGAAAAAUCGAUCAUCUCCGGGGCAACAUCGAGGCGCUCACGAUUCGCCUCAGUGACGAGGAAAUCAAGGAGAUCGAGGACGCGGUUCCCUUUGAUCUGGGAUUCCCACACAACUUCCUCUGGAUCGGCGGCAAUGUUCCGGAGUCUCCGCAAGACAUCUGGUUGCUGAAUUCGGCGGCAACCUAUGACUAUGUCAAGGAACCCAAGCCUAUUACGCCGCAGGAGUCAGGGGAGUAG
Molecule: messenger RNA, 1146 nt
Organism: Drechmeria coniospora
Lineage: Eukaryota; Fungi; Ascomycota; Sordariomycetes; Hypocreales; Ophiocordycipitaceae
Product: aldo/keto reductase
Exons: 8
Coding region: 1-1146 (381 amino acids)
Molecular function (GO): oxidoreductase activity
Source: RefSeq, a predicted model, not a curated record